Messenger RNA from Amblyraja radiata (thorny skate), 4728 nucleotides. RefSeq names its product meiosis-specific coiled-coil domain-containing protein MEIOC-like. Gene Ontology annotation, biological process: female meiosis I; meiotic cell cycle; mRNA stabilization. NCBI's taxonomy places the organism in Eukaryota, Metazoa, Chordata, Chondrichthyes, Rajiformes, Rajidae. The coding region runs from base 558 to 3212 and encodes 884 amino acids. The transcript has 9 exons. Gene Ontology annotation, cellular component: cytoplasm; nucleus. The record is from RefSeq and is a predicted model, not a curated record.
AUCUCCCCCCCACCCUCCAUUCUUCCCUGAAGAUGGAACCCAUGAAAACAUGCAGUAAGACCUGGAUAACUUUCAGCCAUUGCCUGAGAUUUUGCAAGAAGUAUCAGACAUUGAGCUACUGCCACGAAAUAUAAUCUAACUUUUAUAUGAACCUUCAGGGUCCAUCUGUCAUGUAGAAAAUUAGAAGAGCAAGCAGUAUUUCCUCCUAAAUCUGUAUCUGUCACCUAUGAAGGAGUCAUAGGUCCAAUUCACCCAUGCGAGGCAAGAUGUCUGUUGCCCCGUUUGGCCUAUAUCCCUCUAAAACUGCCCCAUCUAUUUAUCUGUCUAAAUGCCUUUUCAAUGAUGUAAUUGUUCCCACCUCUACAGCUUCUCUGACAGAUCAUUCCAUAUACGCAACAACCACUGUAAGGAAAAACUUGCUCCUUGGAGGUGAAUGAUCGAAGAGAGCAAUGGUACUGAUGAGAUAAAAGGUUCUGAGUUUCUCAGUAAGAAGGUGAUCAACUUGGCCCCCCCCCUUCAGUCAUUAAUAGCUGCAGGUACAUUUUUAAGAGUGUAACAUGGAACAGCAAAUGUUCUCAACUUCUCUGUUGAAUGGCAUUGGCAAUACUACACCUGUGGAUCCGUCGAUCUUGUACAACAAUUGGUCUGUGUUUGCUGAUGAUGGCAUACCUCCAGCUGCUUUUCAUGAUGGUCCGAAACAGAGAGCCCAGCUUAAUUUAUCAGAUUCGGGAAAUACUCCUGAUUUAUUUGGACUGGUCUCCAGCAUACUUGAUGAGCCUGAAAAACCAGAAUCAUUUUCUGAUUGGGGUUCGUCCUCUAGGUUAUUUCAAUCAAUUUGGUCGACUGCAAAUGGAGACGGUACUGGAUCACCUUUGAAAAAUAAAAUGGAAAAUGGAAGAAUUUCAAAUAAUGUGGAUAUUUCUGAAUACUAUGAAGAAAACUCUCAGACAUUGGCAGAGAAAGUAAAAGCUGAUGAACUUUAUCAAGGAUUUCAAAGUUUGAAUCUUUCAGAACCAUGGGUUUCCAUGCUCAAUAAGGAUACCAAUCAGUGUGAUUCUCAAGCCAGUGAUGUCACAUUUAUUGUGCGAAAUGACAUGGUGCCUCAGAAAGAAGGAUUUUCCUCACAGUCCAAGGAAUUUGAUUGUUGCUUACAAAAUUAUGAGGGAGCAGAGAGGGGACUUUCCAAUUUUAAUAUACAUAGCUUACAUAAUAAUUGCAGUAGUAAUAACACAAACAAACGCAAAGAACACUACAAAACUGACCGAUUUAGAGAUAAUAAAGUUGGAACAUUUGCGAUCAAAGAUUGCAACCGGAAUUCAGAAAAUAGACACAGCUCACAUGUUGGCGAAAUGUGGGGCAAAGUGUUGCAAGAGAAACAAGUAUUUCAAAAAGGACAUGAAGAUUUCAGUGCCAGUUCUCUAAAGAAAAACUUUUCUUGUUCACAAAUGGAUUUCCAUGGCCAGCAGUUUUCCAAGGAGAAUAGCUUUGUUGCUGAUGUGAACAGAAAACCUGCCACUGACUUUCCAAAACGUGGAAAUCGUGCUCGUACUUUACGAAACAGUUUUGAGAAUCAUUGUGAAAAGCUGUAUCAGAAUUGUUUAGAUGAUCUUCCUAGAUCAUCUGAAUUCAUUAAUUUGACAAAGGUUAUGCCACAGAGGAGUGAAUAUAGUCCUCAUUCUUCCCAAAGCAACCUGUUAUGGUCUGAUAGCAACACAAUGAGCCCCACUGUUGAAUGUAGUCCUGUGUUUAGGAAAGAUGGCGACAUCAUUUCAACUCUCUCACAAACAUCAACUACAGCUGCUGUAAGUAGCAGAACUCCAACACAGUUGCCAAUUUCCAGUGUUCUUCAACCUAACUAUUAUCGUGCUGCAGCUCCAAUGGAAUCCUUAAGGCAAGGUGAAUGUCCCAGGUUUUCUAGCAGUAACAUGAAUGACUGGAGUUCAUCUACUGCUGUUGGUAGAAUACAAGAGCAAAAAAAGCCUGGUACAACACUUAACAUUGAUUCCUCAGCUGCCAGAAUUGAUCAAUAUCAAAAACAUUCUGGUGGAUUUGGUACCAAUUGGACAUCACAUCACAAUGUUGGUAAUGAUGAGCCAGUCAAAUAUUUCAGAUAUUCUAAUAAGCAGGGACACAGUAACAACAGAGAUGAUAAGAGAGGGCGGAAAAAUGGAUAUCCACAUCCUUUGAACUCUGGAUCUUUUGGACAAAACCACCAACAGUAUAAUAGUUACUGCAGACAACAAGAGCAAGAUGGGAGCAAUAUAUCUGAUUUCGUUAAUCAUUCUUUUGUACCCACAUUCCCAUUCAUGAUGCCUGAUUUUAAGCAAAAUCAGAACUACUCCACCCAAUUUGGGCCCCAUGGAAUUUCUAACGCCAACUUUCCUUUUCCUCCUUCAACAUUUCCAUUUCCUGAACUAAUUGACUUAUUUUAUUAUGAUGACUUGAAUCAGUUACAUCCUUUUAUGAAUGAUUUUUUUGGUGGAGAUAUGACCACACCCUACUUUGGAUUUCCACCACCAUUUUCCAAAUACAGACCUAUGAAGAAUCGUAGUGGCCCGGCAAAUGAACUUCACAUUCGAUUGGAAGAAUGUUAUGACCAGUGGCGAGCUUUGGAAAAAGAGAGGAAAAAGACUGAAGCUGAGCUUGCAAGAAACUUUCCUGGAAAGCGAGUGUCCAGUUCAAACAAUGCUGCUAUACCUCGUCUGCCUUCCAAUCCCUCAAGAGUAGAUCGUUUGAUUGUUGAUCAGUUACGUGAACAAGCAAGGGUAUUGACUUUGUUUGGCAAGAUGGAACGUCUCCAAAGUUGUCCAGUUUAUGCUAAUAUAUCUACAACUCUCGAUUGCCAUUUGGAAACUAUUCACGUCACACAAGCACGUCGUAAAGAUGAAAUAAUUAAUGCUGCAAAUCGUCAGAGACAAGGAGCACCUCGCUACAAUGAUGACAAGGAUGUUUUGGCCCUGGCAGCUGCUAUUAAAGACCUAACCAUUUCAACACGAAAGGCUCGCACUGCUCUCUGGUGUGCACUGCAGAUGACCUUGCCAAAAUUUUCCUUGGGGGCUUUGGUCAAGCAUGUUGAAAUUGAAAAAGCACUAAAGGAGCUGUGUCAAGGAGGUGCUAUCAAAAAUGAAGAUGAAAUGUCAAUUGAAGAGAAAAUUAUGAAGUCUGAAUUGGAUCAUGCUGGAUGUUCAGCAAUAAAAAGAGAAGUAUGCUAAAAACAAAAGAGACAGCUUAAAAUGCAGCAGCUUUUGUGGAUUGUCUUAUGGAAUAUUUCAAACCGUGGGUGGCGUCUUCAAAGUCGUACUGUUAGUAUUGUGUGAAAUUCUAGGGUUAGCAGUAAGCUACCUGUUAAAUAACUUGGUGAUCUGGGUGGUAAGGGAAAGUUGCAGUCUGGGAUGAGAUUUGAAAGGGAAUGUGGAAAUUAAUGAGUUGGUUAUCAGUGUCUUGAGAGAAUCUGGUGUCAUUUUUGAUAAUUUCAGUAAGAAAAUUGUUACAUAACGUUUUUUGCAACAUUGUGCUAUUUCUGCUGCUUUGGGAUUUUGUCAGGCAUUUCUAUUUGAAGCAGGCUUUAUUAUACAUCAUCGGAUGAUAACUAUGCAGUUCAGAAGAUUAUACAAGUUCUUGUGUGGAAGUGAAGAGUAAUAAAAUGCUUUUUUUUAUCACGGAAAUAGAAUUUAAAAUAUAGUAAAUGAGAAAUUAAAUACUGAGAUUCAGUAACAAUGUAACGAAAAUGGUACAGUUAAUAAUUUUACUUAACACCCAUUUUUGGGCCUGGUUUUGUCACAAUUGAGAUAUAUAAAGAACUUUUAUCAUUUACCGUAUUUUCAGAAAGGUAGUAUAAUUUCUUCUACAAUUGAGUUUUUAAAUAAAUUAAUGAAUGUUCUUUCAUAUUUUACAAUUAUGUAGUAUAUUCUAAAUUACUGCUUUAGAUUAUGGAAAAGUCAUUGGAAACUGCAAAAAAACAACCUGAUCAGGUUUAAUAACUGCCAAUUAAAUGACUAAGAUAUUAAAAAAACUAUAAUUGAGCUUGCAAAAAUAAUAUACUAAAAUCUGCUAGAAAUGCUCAGUUGAUAUAUUUAAUGAGCUAUUUUCCAUUCUAACUGGCAUUAUUAUAGAACAAUAUUCUUGUGUUUAUUUGACAUAUACUUAUUCAAAUCCUAAAUUUAGGUUGGGCCCUGGAAUUUUGGAGCAGUACUGUCCAUUUCCAUGGUAUGUCAUUUAGCUAAAGAGGUUUGAGGAAGCAUUGAUUUAAAAAAAAAAACAGGGUUAAAAUAAUUGAGCUCUUUCAAUCAUUUCUGACUAUCUUUAAUUCUGCUUUCUAAAUUGUUCAAAAGAUCAGAUUAUAAUAACAUAUUGUAAUCCACAAAACCAAAAAUGUGGUUACUUGGUAAGACGUCAUGCCGAUCCAAUCACGAAUAGUAUUUUCAGAACUCAGUAGUUAAGGUGUUACAACGACAGUUAUAUUAAAUUGUUUGCUCAAGGAAACUCAGUUAUAUGCCUGUGCAUCCAAGAACAUUUUAAUCACCUAUGUCAAAUAUUUAUCAGAAGACAUCCAGUUUUUAACUUGACGAGUAUAGUAUUCAGUUAUAUGGCUCUUUUCAGAGAUAAACUGAAGAAACUACAUGUAGCUCGAACACAGGCAUUUAAAGGUGCAUCAAUAAUUUUUGGUUAGCCUCAGGACUCAUUUCACAAAUAGAUAUAUUCUUUUACUUAGAUAAGGAUUAGGUUAUU